This is a messenger RNA of Aspergillus mulundensis, 1377 nucleotides long. RefSeq names its product trans-hexaprenyltranstransferase. Gene Ontology annotation, cellular component: transferase complex. Gene Ontology annotation, biological process: isoprenoid biosynthetic process; ubiquinone biosynthetic process. The coding region runs from base 1 to 1377 and encodes 458 amino acids. Gene Ontology annotation, molecular function: prenyltransferase activity. The record is from RefSeq and is a predicted model, not a curated record. The transcript has 2 exons. Lineage: Eukaryota; Fungi; Ascomycota; Eurotiomycetes; Eurotiales; Aspergillaceae.
AUGAAAGCGCGCACAGUCCCAGCAGGCAAGCUGGCACUCGCAUCGCCAGGUCCUCCUCGAACACUGAUAUGCUGGCAAUGUCUCCGCAAUGACUUCCUCCUCGACCAGUUCAAGUUCCAGACUCGCAAAUACCACCCCUCUCGGCGGAAAGAUGCUUCCCCCUUCGGCGCCGCCGUAUCUGCGGCCCAAACGCUCUUCAAGGGCUUGCCAAAAGCUCCUCCUGGGAUAUCAGUCGAUCCGUUGAGGAUCGUGGGGAAAGAACUCAAAUUUCUCAGCACGAAUAUCCGUCAGCUGCUGGGCUCGGGGCAUCCUACGCUGGAUAAAGUGGCGAAAUACUAUACCCGAAGUGAGGGCAAACAUAUGCGGCCACUGCUAGUGCUGCUCAUGUCGCAGGCGACGGCGUUGACCACUCCACGGCCUAAUCGCUCCAUGUCAGAUGCGGGCUCAAAACCUGUGAGAGUCAAUGAUCCUAUUACUUCACGUUCAGUCCUUGCCGACACCAACCCGGACUUAGACCGGCUCACAUCGUCUUCGUCCUCCGCAACAGAAGGUCAGUACGAUUUUUCCGGCGAUGAAAACAUCCUCCCUUCCCAGCGACGACUCGCCGAGAUCACCGAGUUAAUCCACACCGCUUCCCUUCUCCACGACGAUGUCAUUGACAACGCCGUCACCCGUCGCUCCUCAAACUCCGCAAACAUCGAGUUCGGGAACAAAAUGGCUGUCUUGGCUGGUGACUUCUUGCUUGGCCGUGCCUCCGUCGCGCUCGCGCGCUUACGAGACCCCGAGGUUACAGAGCUUUUGGCUACAGUGAUUGCCAAUCUCGUGGAAGGGGAGUUUAUGCAGCUCAAAAAUACUGCCGAGGACGAAAAAAGCCCCGUUUUUACAGACGAUACUAUAGCGUACUACCUGCAAAAAACCUACCUGAAAACAGCAAGCCUAAUCAGCAAGUCGUGCCGCGCAGCCGCCUUACUCGGACAUAGCACGCCUGACGUGGUUGAGGCAGCGUAUUCCUACGGCCGCAAUCUUGGUCUAGCAUUCCAGCUCGUGGAUGAUAUGCUUGACUACACAGUCAGCGGCGUGGAGCUGGGCAAGCCCGCCGGUGCGGACCUAGAACUCGGUCUCGCGACUGCUCCCCUUCUUUUUGCCUGGAAACAGAACCCGGAACUGGGUCCAUUGGUCGGCCGCAAAUUCAGUCAGGAAGGAGAUGUGCAAAAGGCCCGAGAUCUUGUCUACCGCAGUAACGGUGUUGAGCAAACUCGUGCUCUAGCCCAGGAAUAUGCGAACAAAGCCAUCGUUGCUAUCAGUUCAUUUCCUGAUAGCGAAGCCAAGGCCGGUUUAGUUGAGAUGUGCACAAAGACCAUGAAUCGGAGAAAGUGA